UGGAUUAGAAGGUGUAAGAAGGAAAGUAAAGUAGUAAGCAAACGCGCGUUUGUUAAAAGAGCUUUUUCAGUUCUCUUUACAUUCCACGUUUUAAGCACAAACAAAACAAUUCUCAGAAGCUUUUGAUUGAUCAAUGAAUACGACAUCGUUUAUGGACAAACAGAUAAUGGAUCUCAGCCAUGGAGGAUCAUCUUCCACCAAUAACAACAACAACAACGAUUUCAUCGACCUCAUCAAGAACAAUCGUGAACAUCACGAAGAAGAAGAAGAUGAAGAAGAUAAUGAUUCGUUAAUUCAUCACAAAAAUGGUGGAGGAAUCAAAACCGAUGAUAUUGUUCCUAGCUACGAUUUUCAACCCAUUCGUUCCCUUCCUGAUAAUUCUUCAUCAUCGUUUUCCAGACCUUGGAAUUCUGAUUCCAAUUCCAAUUCCAAAAACUAUGGUUCUUUGGAUUCUUUUGAACCUGCAAAGGUGACUGUAGAAAAGAACCAGAGCGCUGUUGAUGCUUCAAUUUUGUUAGAGAUUGAUCGAACAAUGAAGAAACAUAUGGACAAUUUGCAUCAUGUUCUCGAAGGUGUUAGUGCGCGGUUAACCCAAGUAGAAACCAGAACUCACCAUCUUGAGAGUUCCAUGGAUGAUUUGAAGGUAUCUGUUGGAAAUAAUCAUGGAAUCACUGAUGGGAAAUUGAGGCUGUUGGAGAAUAUUCUUUCUGAGGUGCAAACGGGGGUGCACGAUAUCAAGGACAAACAAGACAUAAUGCAAGCUCAGCUACAACUGGCAAAACUACAAGUGUCUAAGACGACAGAGCAACAAUCAGAAACUCAAACCCGUGCCACAUCAGAUGCUGUGCAGCAAACUUCAUCUGUAUCUGCAUCUGCUCCCCUGCAAACUCAACAUUAUCUUCCUUCGUCUUAUAAUCUUCCACAAUCAAUCCCCGUGGUUUCUCCCCCUAAUGCACCUCCUCAACAAAGUUUGCCACCUCCGGCUCAACUUCCAAAUCAAUACUCUCAGAUCCCAACCCCAACCCCAACUGUUCCUCAGAGAGAUCCAUACUUGCCACCACCUGUUCAAUCUCAGGAAAUUCCAAAUCAGCAAUACCAAUUGCCUUUAACUCAGCAGCCACAUCCUCAACCAGGGGCACCUCCGCAUCAACAAUAUCAGCAGACCCCUCAUCAUCAAUACUCUCAGCCACCGCCUCAUCUACCUCCACAACAGCCACCGCAUUCAUCUGGAAAUCCACCUCAACUGCAAUCUUCCAUGGGUCACCAUCUAGAGGAACCACCUUAUGUUCCUUCUCAGACUUAUCCUCCCAAUCUCCGCCAGCCACCAUCUCAGCCACCCAGUGGACCUCCUCAACCUUCCCAACAGUUCUAUGGAACACCGCCACAAGGAUAUGAACCACCAUCGAGUAGACCUGGUGCGAGUUACUCUUCUGGAUAUGGUACAUUAUCUGGGCCUACUGAGCCAUAUCGAUAUGGCGGACCACCUCAAUAUGGUAGUAAACAGUCACAACUACCUAAUGCUUCGGCAGCUUCCAGUGGUGGAAACAGUUACCCACAGCUCCCUACUGCCCGCGUACUCCCACAAGCAAUACCUACUGCAUCUGCAGUAAGUGGUGGUUCAGGUUCUCCUGGAGCUGGCAACAGGGUUCCUGUUGAUGAUAUAGUUGAAAAAGUUGCCACUAUGGGAUUCCCUAGAGAUCAUGUGAGGGCAACGGUUCGGAAGCUGACAGAGAAUGGUCAAGCAGUUGACCUAAAUACAGUGCUGGAUAAGCUUAUGAAUGAAGGUGGUGGUGGUGAUAUGCAGCAACAAAGAGGUUGGUUCGGUCGGUAACACGACAUUACUCAAUUGAACUUUGUAUAGAAGUAUGGCUUCUUUCACUAUGAAGGUUUAUGAGGAAGGGGGUCUAUCGCUUGUUUUCUAUGAAGGUUUAUGAGGAAGGGGGGCUUCGUGGGUGGAUUUUGCUAAUUGAAUAUUGACUUUUUUUUUUUUUUUUUUUACCAUUUGUUCUUAUUUCUUUGAUAGUUGAAACUGUAAUGUUUUCUUGCGGGUCUAAUUAAUGACUAUCUUGAUCUUGUGCUGUAUAUUUUCAAUAAAUAAAAGUGGAUUUGGUAAGUAA
Molecule: messenger RNA, 2117 nt
Organism: Medicago truncatula (barrel medic)
Lineage: Eukaryota; Viridiplantae; Streptophyta; Magnoliopsida; Fabales; Fabaceae
Exons: 3
Coding region: 134-1831 (565 amino acids)
Source: RefSeq, a predicted model, not a curated record